Molecule: messenger RNA, 3254 nt
Organism: Eucalyptus grandis
Lineage: Eukaryota; Viridiplantae; Streptophyta; Magnoliopsida; Myrtales; Myrtaceae
Product: UDP-glycosyltransferase 74F2
Molecular function (GO): UDP-glycosyltransferase activity
Source: RefSeq, a predicted model, not a curated record
UAGCGCUUACAAGUAUACAGCUCCAACUCUAGAGAAAGAGACCGAAGUGAGCGAAUGGAGCCUUCAAGCAAACUCCACCGAGCUCAUGUGCUGAUCCUCCCUUUCCCCGCCCAAGGCCACGUAAAUCCCAUGCUCCAAUUCUCCAAGCGCCUCGUCUCCAAAGGCCUCAAAGCCACCCUCGCCCUCACCGUCCACCUCGCCGGAUCCAUGUAGCCCGACCCCUCCUUGUCCAUCGACCUCGAAACCAUCUCCGACGGCCACGACCUCGGCGGCUUCCUAGGGGCCGAGUAUGAGGCCUACCAGACGGACUUUCGGGUUGUUGGUUCGAGGACCUUGGCUGAGCUGAUCCAUAAGCUCGACCGCUUGGGCCGACCGCUCGACGCGGUCAUCUAUGACGGGUUCCUCCCGUGGGUGCUCGACGUGGCCAAGCAGUGCGAUAAGCUUGGAGUGGUCUUCUUCACGCAGACAUGCGCGGUCAACAACAUAUAUUACCACGUGCAGCGCGGCUUGCUUCCGCUGCCGCUUCCGCUUUCGGAAGGCAGCGUCAGGGUCCCGGGGCUGCCGCCUCUGAAGCCGUGGGAGGCACCGUCGUACGUGUAUAAGCUGGGGUUAUACCCUGCCUCUUAUGAUAUGGUGAUAAACCAAUUCACGAACGUGGACGAUGCGGAUUUCGUGCUCUUCGACACCUUCUACGAGCUAGAGAAAGAGGUUGUCGACUGGAUGUCCGCCAAUUUGUGGCCGCUGAAGACCGUCGGCCCAACCCUUCCCUCCCUCUACCUGGACAAGCGCCUCCCCAACGACACCGCGUACGGCGUCAACCUUUUCACCCCGACCACCACCUCCACCGUCUCCGCCUGGCUCCAUCGCCACCCGCCCCGCUCCGUGGUCUACGUCUCCUUCGGCAGCAUGGCCGACCUCGACCCCUCCCAGUUCGCUGAGCUCGCCCACGGCCUUGCCCUCGCUGGCCACCCCUUCAUCUGGAUCGUCCGAUCUACCGAGCAGCACAAGCUCCCUCGGGAUCUGAUGGACUCGAUCCCCUCGGAGGAAGCUCUAAUACUCCCGUGGUGCAAUCAACUGGAGGUCCUCGAGAGUGAUGCGAUCGGAUGUUUUGUCACGCACUGCGGGCUCAGCUCAGUGGUCGAAGCGAUCUGCCUGGGGGUCCCGAUGGUGGCGAUGCCUCAGUGGACGGACCAGCCGACGAACGCCAAGUUCGUGGAGGAUGUGUGGAGGGUCGGGGUCAGGGCUAGGGCCGACGAGGCAGGGGUCGUUGGGAGAGAGGAGGUGGAGAGGUGCGUGAGAGAGGUGGUGGGAGGAGGAGGGAGAGGGAGAGAGGUGACGGAGAGCGCGAGGAUGUGGAUGGAGACGGCGAAGGCAGCGAUGGCAGAAGGCGGGAGCUCGGAUCGGAACAUCGAUGAGUUCGUGGAGGAGCUUGUGAGUCGUGCAUCAGUAGAGUAGAAGUGUGACAUCCUAAAUUUUCCUUCUAUAUAUUAUGUGGGCAAUUAUUUUGUUAUAUGGAAAUUAAAUUUUAGACUAAAAUUAAGGUAAAACACCAUUAUGGUGUCAAAGAUGAGUCUUAUCUCGUACAAAGUAUAAAGUAUGCUCAACAUUUUAUUUGGCAUUAGAUUGAGCGUUCCUUGGAUUACAUAAAUUUUAAUGGAAGUUUUUUUAUAAUUAUAAAAGUGCCACUAAAUUAAUGAAUAUUAGGACAAUGCCAUGUCGUGGCAUGAUUAUUAUACAUUGAAAAUGCCUAAACAUACCUUUAGAUUACGCAAACAUUAAUUAAUCUAUACAUAAGGCUCAUAUGCUUUCACAUAUUUAUUAAUAUCUCUUUCUUCCCCUCUCUCAUAGCCACUUAUCACCCAUAUAAGUUGCCGCAUUUCCUAAAUUCCUAACCAUAUGUUUUAAUCAAGAGAUGACAUCAUCAUGAUAUCACCUUAACCUUGGUUAGUUGAUACAUUGAAUGUAAAAAAAUUGUGACUUAUUUCUUAUUUCCUUACUAACCACUUGUUACUAAAAUCUAACGCCUUAUUCCUCACCUUGUCUAGAUGGCAUCAUCAUGAUAUCACCUUAACCUUGGUUAGUUGAUACAUUGAAUGUGAAAAAAUUGUGACUUAUUUCUCAUUUCCUUACUAACCACUUUUUACUAAAUCUAACGCCUUAUUCCUCACCCUGUUUGCUGAUCUAAAAACUUAAGCUAAUUGGGGAGGCAAAUGGGCUUUGGUAAGAUUUGAACUCAAGACCUCCAGUUCUGAAGCAAUGUGAGAUUUAAUGCGAUCAUUGCUAAUUGUUCUAAAAAUUUAAGCUAUUAGAUUAAGGCACAAUUUAUUAUUUAAAUAUUCUAACAAAGAUAUCUCAUGUAUCCAAGAGCCAUGGUUCAAAGAGUCUCCAUUUAGGAUACAUUGACAACACUAGCAUAAGCAAGUUUAGCUAUUCCAUCUUAUCAAUCAAGGUUUCAACUUGAUAUUUGCUGCAAAUAAAAUCAAAGAUUAUACCUAAUUCAGUGAUAAUGUUACCAAAUUUGAACUCGAUGGAUGGCUUGCGAGGGUGGUGGCGGGCAGUGUGCUCACGGUGUUCGGCGAAGGACACUUGGUGUGGGAAGCCCAGCUCGGUGGGGCUUGCGAAUUGGGACUUGUUAAGGCUGUGCAAUGUCAGGUUGGUGAUGGCUGGUUGUGGCUCGUUUCCAUGGCGCCUCGGCUCAGGCCGUCUCUUGGUGGAGAGUGGGCCGUAGCGAUUGCUUCGUCAGGAAACUUGCAAAAAUAGAGAACAACCCUGAGGUGGCUGAGCAAUAGCGGCGUUGUGGGAUGGAGUUGGAUGGCGGGGCAGUGAGGUCGGCGAGACCGAUGCAGCGCCGGUGGGGGCAGGGACUGGGACUGGUGGCAAAGGCAAUGAUGGGUGACGGCUCGGCAAGUGUGGCACUGCGGACCAGCAGAGGAACAACAACGGGCCGCUGUGAUCGUGGACCAGUGUCGCGGGUUUGAGCAGGCUGCGACGUUGGUGUGGUUUGCAGUAAAGCUCGGUCCGACGCCAUUGGAGGAAGCAGUAGUGACAACAAUGUCACUGAGGCAAAGGAAACAGCGAAGCCGGCCAGUGACUGCUCUGUUGAGGGGGUCACGGCCAAGAAGGACCUGGCCUGGCCGUAGUUUGCGGUGACAAGGAAGAACAGCCGAGAAAGGGGGUAUCGAUCGGGGCUCCCUCACCCUCUCUCUCAAUCUCUUACUUGUGUUUUUUGAAUUCUCUAUUGUGAAUUGACGAGU